AUGGAACAAGUAACAAUCAGAUACCUAUUUGUCGAUUCUGGCACCUCGAAGAUGGCUAUUGACUUCGGAACCACAGAAUUCGUAUCGCAGUUUCUUGGUGUAUUUCCCAAAUUCAUUUUGCUGGACGAAAUCGUAACAUUUGCUACUAGAGGGCGGAAUGAACUGGUAUACAAUAUCUUCCACAAACUGGAACAAAGGCACCGUCGGGUAAGAGAUUCUUGGCGCGAUGAAAACGGGGACAGUAUCCUACAUGUCAGUGCCGAGGUUGCCCAUAAUCGCCGCCUCAAUGUGGUGUCUGGUGCAGCAUUUCAAAUGCAACGUGAAAUACAAUGGUUCAAGGAGGUUGAAAAUACAAUGCAAGAGAAGGAUAGGUUUAUGAUGAACAACAAAGGGGAAACAGCUCAGUUUCUUUUCACGGAGAAUCAUAAAGACUUAAUGGAAAAAGCAGAGAAGUGGAUGAAAGAGUUACAUACGUCGUGCAUGGUAGUAGCUGCUCUUAUAGCUACCAUUGCAUUCGCAGCAGCUAUUACGGUACCAGGGGGUAAUAUAAGCGAUAUGGAUAGUGGUGAGAAUGGUUUUCCAGUGUUUUUGCACAAGAAGUUAUUUAUGCUAUUCGCGAUAACAGAUGCCUUGGCUCUAUUCUCCUCUGUCACAAAAUGGGCUAUAUAG
Molecule: messenger RNA, 669 nt
Organism: Papaver somniferum (opium poppy)
Lineage: Eukaryota; Viridiplantae; Streptophyta; Magnoliopsida; Ranunculales; Papaveraceae
Exons: 3
Coding region: 1-669 (222 amino acids)
Source: RefSeq, a predicted model, not a curated record